AUGGCUCACACAAUAGCCACACCAAUCAACUCAGUUCCUCAUGAUUUCUAUGCAGUGGUAAAUGAUAAAUUUACAAUACCACCUCUAAUCAGAUCGAGAGGAAUGGCAGGGCUGAAGUAUAAAUGCAGUCUAGAAAAUUCUAUGGAGGAUAAAUCUCACGACCUACGGACUUCAAGCCUUUCCACCAAGAUCUGCGAUGAGCCCCAAACUGGUUCUUCUUCGGUCGGUAGCCCUCACCUACUUAAGCAACAAAUUAAAAGCAUAGAUCUCCAUGUCCUCUUUCCCGCAUGGCCUUCUCCACCAACGUCUUUCCAUUCUCCACAGCCUGCUUGGCCUCUCUUCCAGCCAAACUGUCUCAAUAUUCAUCCUUUCAGUCCCCCACCUUCGUGUCCUAGCUUUCCCUCCCAACCAUUCCCAUAUUUCUGCCCACCAUAUGGACUAACGCCACUAUUACCGAAGUGUUUUAGAACUGCUACAAUCGGUGAAAAUACAGUCCAUAAACGCAAAGUGAACCCACCGAAUCAAGUGUUUAUCACCCCACUCCCUAAAUAUUGCGUCUUUAGUAGGGUCAAACUAGAAAGAAGAAACGAGAGAUACUCACAGGUGAAGUUGUUUCUACCUAUGUCAGACAGGUAUUCUAACUCGAUUUCCAGUGUCGAUUGCCCAGGCCUUACUCCAGGUUUAAUAUAUGCGGAGGGAAUUGGAAGAGGGAUUGGGGGGCAAGAAAAAUGGUACCGGGCCCUGCGGUAUGGAGGUAUUUACGUCAAGAGGGCUAUAAAUCUGAUGCGAGUGUUCAUUUCGGGGUGCUCAUCUAACCUCCACUAUUCCUCUUCCGUAUCAACGUUUCCACUAGCAAUGCCUCGCCAACUAGGCGCUGCUUGCUUAACGCUCUACUUGGUAGUGUUGAAGGAGUUAGUAGGUGCUUCAAAUUUUCGCACCUGCUAUUCUCAUCAAAGGGAAAACUCGGGUACCUUCGAUGCCUAUCUAAGUUUUUUUUCUUCAUUUCUGACAAGUCUAGACUUUCGGCUAGGUUGGUUCAGCUUCUUCGAUAACAAUUUCACAAACCGUGACACAGGGUUGGAGUCCGUCGAGAACUAUGCCAACCCUAAGCAUUCUCGCUAUCAUAUUAUUGGGCUGAACCUAGUAGCCACGUGUUCUCGGAGGUAUUGA
Molecule: messenger RNA, 1170 nt
Organism: Lindgomyces ingoldianus
Lineage: Eukaryota; Fungi; Ascomycota; Dothideomycetes; Pleosporales; Lindgomycetaceae
Exons: 11
Coding region: 1-1170 (389 amino acids)
Source: RefSeq, a predicted model, not a curated record